Molecule: messenger RNA, 1185 nt
Organism: Cyphellophora attinorum
Lineage: Eukaryota; Fungi; Ascomycota; Eurotiomycetes; Chaetothyriales; Cyphellophoraceae
Product: 54S ribosomal protein L35, mitochondrial
Exons: 3
Coding region: 1-1185 (394 amino acids)
Source: RefSeq, a predicted model, not a curated record
AUGGCACCAUCCAGAGCUCCGAGUACGGCUCUGCUGCGCUCCCUUCGAGCCGCGUGUUUUGACGCGCCGGCUACAACAGCUAGGCGAUAUUCGACCACUCCUAUCCGGCACCUCGAAGUCGAGACUGCUCCAACUCCUGCGCCAGACCCAGCGACAGUCACCUUGAAGACAGAGGAAAGCCAGCUCGCACAAGCCGGCAAGCCUCCGAUCGGCUCCAGAAGACGACGAGCUGCGCUUCAGCACACAGAUUCUGUCCCUUUCAGUGCACUUCCAUAUCAGUGCUUCCAAGAAGCUCGAGCGAUCCUCAUUGCAGACCGGAACGAGAAGCUGAAGCAGAUUGAGGUCGAAAGAGAGCGGCUGGACAGGGCGCGGGCUAUCGAUCCGGAUACUCUUGCACAUGGUCAGAAGCAGAAGGACCUGAAGAUCAAAGGCCUGGAACAGCAGAUUGAAAAGCUGAAGAUUCUUGCGGACAUCAAUGAUCCUAAUGUGAAGAGACGGUUUGAGGAUGGUCAAGGCGAUUUGAACAAGCCAAUCUAUCGCUUCCUCGCCGAACGCAAAUGGCGCGAAUACCGGCGAAAGAUUCAAGUCCAGCGUAUCGAGACCAUGAAAGUCGUGCCCGAUGUCCUUCCUCAAUGCGAGCUGGAUGUUGACAUAACAACGUUCUGGAACCGGCGCUCGAUGUCACCUGGAGAUUUCGUCCCUUCGUCCACAAGCGAACAACCUCCAAGCCUGAAGGUUCAGAGCUUCAAGCGUGGGGAGCGCCUACUCACAGUCGCCGUCAUCGAUCCUGAUGUUCCCAACACCGAGACAGACCUCUUCGAGUCUCGCUGCCACUUCCUCGCAACCAACAUUGUCAUCACUCCUACAUCGCCUAUCAUCGACUUCGCCAAGCUCGACGACCCGUACCACCGACUAGCAAUCAUCCUGCUCGAGAACCGAAAUAACCUUGAACUCGACACGCAAGCCUUGACGAGCAUGUACACGCGCGACAACUUCACUAUUCGCAAAGCUCUGACGCGACACCCUGUGUCGCCGAUCGGGGCCGCCUUGUUCCGCACAAAGUGGGAUGAUACCAUGGCGGAUGUUAUGGCCCGCAAUGGCAUUGAGGGCGCCAAUGUUGAGUUGAAACGCAAGAAGGUCGAGCCGCUGCCGUAUAAGCGGAGGAAUCCACCGUCAUUCAGAUAG